Messenger RNA from Racocetra persica, 623 nucleotides. NCBI's taxonomy places the organism in Eukaryota, Fungi, Glomeromycota, Glomeromycetes, Diversisporales, Gigasporaceae. The record is from the annotation of a GenBank genome assembly.
AUGUAAAAAGAUUAAUUGAAUUAACAGGAGGUCCAAAACUCUUUGAAGAACGACUUGACAAAACAUUUUCCAAUAAAACUUAUCUAAAUAGUUAUUAUAACAUAGGAAAUGAACCUGAUUUCUUUCAUGUUUGUUUAUAUCAUUUUAUUGGAAAGCAAUAUAAAAGUGUUGAGGUUAUUCGAGAUAUUUUAAAAACUAGGUUUGGAAGUGGGCAGGAUGGUGUGCCAGGAAAUGAUGAUUCAGGAGCGAUGGGAAGUUGGUUUGCUUUUAAUGUAAUCGGAUUAUAUCCACUGGCCGGCACGGAUAUAUAUCUAAUCAACUCACCACAUUUUAAUAAAGUAAUAAUAUAUAUGUCACCACAAAAAACAUUUACAAUUUUGGCCCAUAAUUUAACGAGCGAAACUCACGCAAAUCCAUAUGUUCAAAGCGUAAAGAUCAAUAAUAAAAAUUGGAAAAAAACGUGGUUUAGGCACUCUGAUAUUACAAAUGGUGCAAUUAUGGAAUUCGUAAUGGGUCCAGAGCCAAGUAAAGUUUGGGGUGUUAUUGGAGAAAAUGAUGAUAAAAUCGAUGUGGAAGAUAGAGUAGUGCCUCCUAGCAUGAGUAGUACUAAUAUUGAUGACUAA